CUCCGAGAUCUCGUCCAUGCAAACAAAGAUGGUGGCUCCCUGACCGUCCAUGUGGCUCCGCAGACAGACAGUUUCCUCCAUAAGUUCACAUUCAGAGAUUAAAUAGCGCAGAAAGAGGCGGGAGAGUCUGCGGGAGAGUCUGCGGGAGAGUCUGCGGUGAGGCUGCGAGCAGCUCCGACACAAACUCACGAUGCAACACGACGACGUGAUCUGGGAUAUUAUCGGGAACAAACAGUUCUGCUCCUUCAAAGUCAAGACGAAGAGUCAGGGCUUCUGCCGCAAUGAAUACAACAUCACGGGGUUGUGUAACCGCUCGUCGUGUCCGCUGGCCAACAGCCAGUACGCCACCAUCAGAGAGGAGAAAGGUCAGUGUUUCCUCUACAUGAAGGUGAUUGAGAGAGCAGCGUUUCCUGCCAAGAUGUGGGAGAAGGUGAAGCUCAGUAAGAACUAUGAGAAAGCUCUGGAACAGAUCGAUGAGAAUUUGAUCUACUGGCCUCGAUUCAUCCGACACAAAUGCAAACAGCGCUUCACCAAGAUCACCCAGUACCUGAUCCGCAUGCGCAAGCUGGUCCUCAAGAGACAGAGGAAGCUGGUUCCUCUCAGCAGGAAGGUGGAGAGGAGGGAGAAGAGGAAAGAGGAGAAAGCUCUGAUCGCCGCUCAGCUGGACAACGCCAUCGAGAAGGAGCUGCUGGAGAGACUCAAACAGGGAACGUACGGAGACAUCUACAACUUCCCGGUCCACGCCUUCGACAGAGCUCUGGAGCAACAGGACGCAGAGAGCGAGUCGGAGUCAGAGGAGGAGGAGGAGGAGGAGGAGGUGGAUGACGAGGACGUUGGGAAGAGGGAGUUUGUAGCAGACGAAGAGGUGGAGGAGAGCGACCUGAGCGACUUCGAGGAAAUGAACAAACUGAGGACGAGCAGCGACGAGGAGGACGAGGAAGAGGAGGAGUCCAGUGAGGAGGAAGAGGAAGAGGAGGAAGAGAUGGAGAUGGAGACGAAGACAAAGGCGUCCAGAUCUAAAGGCAAAUCUCCAGCUAAUGGCUCGGCGGCGAGGAAGAAGCGGGCGUACGUGGAGAUCGAGUACGAGCAGGAGACGGAGCCCGCCUCCAAGAGCAGAACCACGUAGUGAUGUCACAGCCGCCGCCGCCGCCAGUCAAACUGUGAGCGGCCUGUGAGGUCAGCGGACUCUCUGCUGAGGACACGCCCCCUCCGUCGGUUCUCCGUCAGUCUUUCUGAAACUCUGUUCGUGUUUUUAUUAAAGCUUUCUGAGCUCGGACGGACGUUGGAGUUCGUCUCCGCAGCCGAACCUUUUCUCUUCAGUAACGAGCCGCUCUGACCCCGAACUCCCACCGGGCUUCACAACGCCACAGUUUGGUUCUGUGAUCCAGAUCCAGAGCGUCUUCCUGCCAUACGUUGUUGUUUGUGUUUAUCUGCUCUGUUGAUGCGUGAAAUUCAAGUCUGCUCACAGUAUUUUAUUUUGAAAAUUUACCAGAGUCUCUGUGGCCUUCCAGAUGCAAGUGGGUUGCGGCUUUUUCAAAAUAAAAUACCGUGUGCAGACUCAGCGUCAGUCAGAGGAGAUUUGGCUCCACAGAUGACAGGAAGUGUUGGGAGAUACGGUGAACAUUAAACAGAAUCAUGUUUCAGCUUUUCAGAAAGUCCGACGAGAGAAACUCUUUGUUCAUACAGAGACAUUUUCUAUGUUGGAGACACGGGACGGAUCUGACCUGGAAUCAGAUCGGCUCUGAAUAAAUCACCCAAAGUGACUUUAACUCUUCUUCUGCUUAAAAAAAACCGGCUUUGUUCUGUCUGUUUUGUUAAAUAUUAAAUGUGUAAAUGAACAAACGUCAAUAAAUGAACUUUGGAAAAAAGAA
Messenger RNA from Dicentrarchus labrax (European seabass), 1871 nucleotides. It is a transcript of the gene mak16, whose product is annotated as MAK16 homolog (S. cerevisiae). Bases 191 to 1126 code for a protein of 311 amino acids. Gene Ontology annotation, biological process: maturation of LSU-rRNA; maturation of 5.8S rRNA. NCBI's taxonomy places the organism in Eukaryota, Metazoa, Chordata, Actinopteri, Moronidae. The record is from RefSeq and is a predicted model, not a curated record. Gene Ontology annotation, cellular component: nucleolus; preribosome, large subunit precursor. The transcript is spliced from 10 exons.